CAUGACCCCUGUCUGUGCCGUCUCUCCCCAGGUGUGAAUCACUCUGUGCUGAGGCAGGUAGGAGAGCAGUUUCUCAGUGUCCGCAGUGGGGSUGGAGUUGCUGGGGCCAAGGCUGUAUACCGCGGAGGUGAGCUGCGGGUGCAGAAUGGGACCGGUCUGGUCCACUCGCUGAUCGCCAGCGAGGGCGGUGUGACUGGAUCAGCAGAGGCCAAUGCCUUUAGUGUGCUGCAAAGGGUUCUGGGAGCCGGGCCACACGUAAAGAGAGGCUCCAACGUCACCAGCAAACUGAGCCAGGGCAUCGCCAAGGCAACCACACAGCCCUUCGAUGCCACAGCCUUCAAUGCCACAUACGCUGACUCUGGACUCUUUGGAGUCUACUCCAUCGCCCAAGCCGACUCCGCAGGAGAGGUGAUCAAAGCUGCCAUCGCCCAGGUGACAGGGGUUGCGAAGGGAGGCGUGUCCGAGGAUGAUGUUGCCAGAGCAAAGUGAGUUCACUAAACAACAUGGCUCAUUAAGU
Messenger RNA from Salvelinus sp. IW2-2015, 517 nucleotides. RefSeq names its product cytochrome b-c1 complex subunit 2, mitochondrial-like. The record is from RefSeq and is a predicted model, not a curated record. Lineage: Eukaryota; Metazoa; Chordata; Actinopteri; Salmoniformes; Salmonidae. The transcript is spliced from 4 exons. Gene Ontology annotation, cellular component: mitochondrion. Gene Ontology annotation, molecular function: metal ion binding. The annotation marks the transcript as partial.